AUGGGCAAAAAAGCUAUCGAUGCGCGUAUCCCUGCGCUCAUACGUAACGGUGUGCAAGAGAAGCAAAGAUCUUUCUUUGUCAUUGUGGGCGAUAAGGCACGUAAUCAGUUGCCAAACUUGCACUAUUUGAUGAUGAGUUCGGAUUUGAAAAUGAACAAAUCCGUCUUAUGGGCUUACAAAAAGAAAUUGUUGGGGUUUACAUCACAUAGACAGAAAAGAGAGGCAAAGAUAAAAAAAGAUAUCAAAAGAGGUAUUAGGGAAGUUAACGACCAGGACCCAUUUGAAGCAUUUAUAUCAAACCAGCACAUCCGUUAUGUGUACUACAAGGAAACAGAUAAGAUCUUGGGUAACACAUAUGGUAUGUGUAUUUUGCAAGAUUUCGAAGCAAUGACUCCCAACUUAUUGGCAAGAACGAUAGAAACAGUUGAAGGUGGUGGAUUGGUAGUCAUCUUGCUCAAGAGCAUGACUUCUUUAAAGCAAUUGUAUACCAUGAGCAUGGAUAUACACUCGAGAUAUAGGACAGAGGCACAUGACGACGUUGUUGCCAGAUUCAAUGAGAGGUUUUUGCUUUCAUUGGGAUCGUGCAGUAAUUGUUUAGUAGUCGAUGAUGAAUUAAAUGUACUCCCAAUAUCGGGAGGUAAACAUAUUAAACGUUUACCACCCAAAGAUGACGAUGAAUUGUCACCAAAGGCGCAAGAACUUAAAGAGCUAAAAGAAAGUUUAGCCGAUGUUGAACCUGCAGGAAACCUUGUGAGUUUGGCAAAAACCAUUAAUCAAGCGCAGGCCAUUUUGACAUUUAUUGAUGUUAUAACAGAGAAAAGUUUACGAAGUACAGUAACUUUGACAGCAGGUAGAGGUCGAGGAAAGUCUGCUGCCUUGGGUAUUGCUAUUGCUGCAGCAGUAUCACAAGGAUACUCUAACAUCUUUGUUACUUCGCCUUCACCAGAGAACUUGAAAACAUUGUUUGAGUUUGUAUUCAAAGGGUUCGAUGCCUUGGGAUACACCGAGCACAUGGAUUACGAUAUAAUUCAAUCAACCAACCCUUCAUUCAACAAGGCGGUAGUGCGCGUUGACAUCAAACGAGAACACAGACAGACCAUACAAUAUAUUUCACCAAAUGACCACUAUGUUCUUGGUCAAGCAGAGUUAUUGAUUAUCGAUGAAGCAGCCGCUAUCCCUCUUCCAAUUGUCAAGAAGUUGAUGGGUCCAUACUUGGUAUUCAUGGCUUCAACUAUCAAUGGGUACGAAGGAACAGGUCGUUCCUUGUCGUUGAAAUUGAUACAACAGUUGAGACAACAGCAACAAGUUGGAAAUACCCCGGCCGAUACAGAAAUCAUUUCGAGAGACAAUAAACUGAGCAAUCUUCAAGCUGGUGUCCAAUUAGCUAGAAAUUUGAAAGAGGUUGUUUUGGAUGAGCCAAUUAGAUAUGCGCCGGGUGAUCCAGUUGAAAAAUGGCUCAACAAACUUUUGUGCUUGGACGUAUCAUUAUCGAGGAACGCUAAAUUUGCUGCCAAGGGAACUCCUCAUCCAUCACAAUGUAACUUGUUUUUCGUCAAUAGAGAUACAUUGUUUUCAUACCAUCCGGUAUCUGAAGCAUUUUUGCAGAAAAUGAUGGCGUUAUAUGUUGCUUCGCAUUAUAAAAACUCGCCAAAUGAUUUGCAAUUAAUGUCGGAUGCACCAGCACAUCAAUUAUUUGUUCUUUUGCCACCAAUUGAAGAAGGUGAUAAUAAAAUUCCCGACCCAUUGUGUGUUAUUCAGUUAGCUUUGGAAGGGCAGAUUUCUAAAGAGAGUGUUAGGAAAUCCUUGAGCCGAGGACAACGUGCAGGUGGUGAUUUGAUUCCAUGGUUGAUUUCCCAACAGUUUCAAGAUGAAGAGUUUGCAUCAUUGUCUGGUGCCAGAAUUGUUAGAAUUGCAACAAACCCAGAAUAUGCUGGUAUGGGUUACGGUUCAAGAGCAAUGGAUUUAUUGAUGGAUUACUAUUCAGGUAAGUUUACUGACAUUAGCGAGUCUCUGGAGUUGAAUGAUCAUACAUUGUCAAGAGUUACUGAUAAGGAACUUGCCAGUGCAUCUUUGAAGGACGAGAUUACCUUGAGAGACGCCAAGUCCUUGCCACCAUUAUUAUUGAAACUUUCUGAAAAAGCACCAUAUUAUUUGGACUACAUGGGUGUUUCGUAUGGUUUUACCUCGCAAUUGCACAAGUUUUGGAAAAAAGCUGGUUUCACUCCUGUAUACUUGAGACAAACUGCCAAUGAUUUAACCGGAGAGCAUACCGAGGUUGUGCUAAAGGCUUUGCCAGAUAGAGAGGAUAAGUGGUUGCAUGAGUUUUCGAAAGAUUUUCACAAGAGGUUUUUACAACUCUUGGCAUACGAGUUUAAGAAAUUUCAAGCUUCACAAGCACUUGGUCUUAUUGAGGCCACAGAGCAGGGCGAAGGCGAGGAUGUUGUAAACAAGCCAUUAACUAGAGCUCAGUUGGAUGAAUUGUUGUCGCCUUUUGAUUUGAAGAGACUUGAUUCUUAUGCCAACAAUUUGUUGGAUUACCAUGUUAUUGUUGAUAUGUUGCCAUUGAUUGCUCAACUUUACUUUUCCAAGAGAGCAAACAAUGAGAUUAGCUUGUCGUCUGUUCAAUCUGCAAUCUUGUUGGCUAUUGGUUUACAACAUAAGAAUAUGGACCAAAUUGCACAGGAACUCAAUUUGCCUUCGAAUCAAGCAAUGGCAAUGUUUGCAAAGAUUAUUAGAAAGUUUUCCACAUAUUUCAGAGGCAUUUUGUCCAAAGCUAUCGAAGAGGAGAUGCCUGAAUUGGAGGAUGAACAAGUAAAGGAACUCGAAGGAGUUGACCAAGACAUAAUGGAUGAAGAAGUUGGACAAGAGGCAGAAGAGUUUGAUGGUAAUGUUGAAGAAAAGAUGUAUAAAGAGUUGGACGAAGCGGGAAAUCAAGCUAUUUCGGAGAUGAAGGAGAAACAAAAGGAAUUGAUCAAUGCAUUGAACCUUGAAAAGUAUGCAAUUGCUGACGAUGAGGAGUGGGACGAAAAGUCAAUGUCUAAAGCUGCCACUAAGGGUAACAAGCUGAAUGGUACUGGUGUCGUUAGUGUGAAAAAGGGUAAGAGGAAAUCCGCAGAAAGUGCCAAUGAUAUUUACGAAAAGGAGAUGAAAUUGGCCAAGAAGUCCAAGAAGGGUAAGAAAUAG
Lodderomyces elongisporus is the source of this 3183-nucleotide messenger RNA. RefSeq names its product ribosome biosynthesis protein (gene KRE33). Lineage: Eukaryota; Fungi; Ascomycota; Pichiomycetes; Serinales; Debaryomycetaceae. Bases 1 to 3183 code for a protein of 1060 amino acids. The transcript has a single exon. Gene Ontology annotation, biological process: rRNA acetylation involved in maturation of SSU-rRNA. The record is from RefSeq and is a predicted model, not a curated record. Gene Ontology annotation, cellular component: 90S preribosome; nucleolus. Gene Ontology annotation, molecular function: ATP binding; 18S rRNA cytidine N-acetyltransferase activity; tRNA binding.